AUGGAGGAUCAUUAUUCAACUGAGGUUGAGAUCGCCAAUCAACCCCAUAACCUCCCCAUCCAUGCCACCUCGGAGACCUGCUCUGGCCGCACGUUCAUCGUAAUCGGCGCCAACACCGGCCUGGGCCUCGAGGCAGCUAGAAGCCUGGUCGCAGCCGGCUCAGCCAAAGUGAUCAUGGGCGUCCGUAACAUCAGCGCCGGUGAGACCGCCAAGGCCGAUAUCGAGAACACCACUGGUAAGACUGGCAUUGCGUCUGUCUGGCUCAUCGACCUAUCGAGCUACGACUCCGUGAAAGCAUUCGCAAAGAAAGCGCUCACGGAACUCGACCGCAUCGAUGCCCUUAUUGAAAACGCCGCGGUGGCCGUGGCCCAGCGUGUGCUUGCUGAAGGACAUUUGGUGCCUGUUACUGUAAACGUGUUCAGCACGUUCUUGCUUGCAGUGCUCUUGUUGCCGAGGAUGAGCGCCGAUGCAAAGAGGUUUGGUAUUCUGCCUCAUAUUUCUAUUAUCUCGAGUGGAGCGAGUUUCGAUUUUGAGAAGGCCUGGAAUACGAUCAAGAGUGAUCCGAUUACCAAGAUGGAAGAUGAGUCGAGUCCGGUCAUGGCAACAUACCCCCUAACAAAACUCUUGGAAAUUCUGGCAGUUCGAUAUCUCGCACCUGUGCUGCCUGUGUCUCGCACAGGAGUGGUUAUUAACACCGUCAACCCGGGUCUUUGCAAAACCGAGCUUGGUAGAAAUGCGCCACCAGAGUUCCGCCAGCAACUCGCUGAGAAGCAUGCAAGGUACGGACGGACAGCUGAGGACGGUAGCCGAACGCUUCUCCAUGGUGCCUUGGCAGGCAAGGAUAGCCACGGAAGCUACCUUAGUAGUUGCACGAUUGCCGAGUAA
This is a messenger RNA of Talaromyces proteolyticus, 885 nucleotides long. RefSeq names its product putative short chain dehydrogenase/ reductase. The transcript is spliced from 2 exons. The record is from RefSeq and is a predicted model, not a curated record. Bases 1 to 885 code for a protein of 294 amino acids. NCBI's taxonomy places the organism in Eukaryota, Fungi, Ascomycota, Eurotiomycetes, Eurotiales, Trichocomaceae.